AUGUGUGGUUUCAUACAGCAUUAUAAAUGGAAGCGAGUGGUGCAGAAAUGUCAAAUGUCAUCGUAUCCUCUUCGAUUAUCAUUUAAAAAAUUUGGCAAAGAAUGUAAACUUGCACCAAUAAUUAUUUUACAUGGUCUAUUUGGUCAAAAAAUGAACUGGAAUUCAAUAGCGAAUGUGUUGCAGUAUCGUCUAGAAACAGUUGUAUUCAGUUUAGACUUACGUAAUCACGGUGAUUCUCCGUGGCAUCCAACGAUGACAUAUGCUGAAAUGGCAAAUGACGUCAAAUAUUUUAUAGACGACAUAUUACCUCAACAAAUUGGUAAAUUAUCACGAAUACAUUUGCUUGGUCAUUCAAUGGGUGGCAAAACGGCUAUGCAUUUUGCUUUGAUGGAAGGCAGUAGCGAACGAUUGAAAUCAUUAAUUAUAGAAGACAUAGCUCCAAAGAAGUAUAUUUCAUCUACAAAGUUUCCAAAAAUUAUUAAUGCUAUGAAAUCUAUCAAUUUAAAUACUUCUCGUAAUGAAAUUGAACAAAAAUUGGCUCAAACGAUUACUGAUCGAACGUUACGAAUGUUUUUGUUGAUGAACUUGUCGCGAUUAGACAAGCAAAAGUAUCGAUGGCAAUUGAAUUUAGAUUCUAUUCAGAAUUGCAUGCAUGAAAUAAGUGGCAAUGGUAUACAGGAUAAAGGAGUAUAUCAUGGUAAAUGCUUAUUUGUUUCAGGUGCUAAUUCAGAUUAUAUUAAACCUAUUGAUCAUACGCUCAUUUUAGAACGCUUUCCAAAAGCUUUGUUUUCUGUAAUUGCUGGUGCAUCACAUUGGGUGCAUGCUGAGAAACCCUAUGAAUUUACUGAUGUUAUUGCUGAUUUUAUCUCUUCCGUUGAAUUUGAACAUUAUAAUAAGUGUAACAAAAAGUGA
Thelazia callipaeda (thelaziosis nematode) is the source of this 912-nucleotide messenger RNA. NCBI's taxonomy places the organism in Eukaryota, Metazoa, Nematoda, Chromadorea, Rhabditida, Thelaziidae. The record is from the annotation of a GenBank genome assembly.